CCAAGAGCUGGAGUCAGCAUGGCGGCCGGCGUGGCAGCCUGGCUGCCUUUUGCGCGGGCGGCGGCCAUCGGGUGGAUGCCGGUGGCCAACUGCCCCAUGCCCCUCGCCCCUGCCGACAAGAACAAGCGGCAGGAUGAACUGAUCGUCCUCAACGUGAGCGGCCGGAGGUUCCAGACCUGGCGGACCACGCUGGAGCGCUACCCGGACACGCUGCUGGGCAGCACAGAGAAGGAGUUCUUCUUCAACGAGGACACCAAGGAGUACUUCUUCGACCGGGACCCCGAAGUGUUCCGGUGUGUCCUCAACUUCUACCGCACGGGCAAGCUGCACUACCCGCGCUACGAGUGCAUCUCGGCCUACGACGACGAGCUGGCCUUCUACGGCAUCCUGCCGGAGAUCAUCGGGGACUGCUGCUACGAGGAGUACAAGGACCGCAAGCGGGAGAAUGCCGAGCGGCUCAUGGACGACAACGACUCGGAGAACAACCAGGAGUCCAUGCCCUCGCUCAGCUUCCGCCAGACCAUGUGGCGGGCCUUCGAGAACCCGCACACCAGCACGCUGGCCUUGGUCUUCUACUACGUGACUGGCUUCUUCAUCGCCGUGUCGGUCAUCACCAACGUGGUGGAGACGGUGCCGUGUGGCACGGUGCCUGGGAGCAAGGAGCUGCCGUGCGGGGAGCGCUACUCGGUGGCCUUCUUCUGCCUGGACACGGCCUGCGUCAUGAUCUUCACCGUGGAGUACCUCCUCCGGCUCUUUGCGGCGCCCAGCCGCUACCGCUUCAUCCGCAGUGUGAUGAGCAUCAUCGACGUGGUGGCCAUCAUGCCCUACUACAUCGGCCUGGUCAUGACCAACAACGAGGACGUGUCCGGCGCCUUCGUCACGCUCCGGGUCUUCCGCGUCUUCCGGAUCUUCAAGUUCUCACGCCACUCCCAGGGCUUGAGGAUCCUGGGCUACACACUCAAGAGCUGUGCCUCUGAACUCGGCUUUCUCCUCUUCUCCCUCACCAUGGCCAUCAUCAUCUUUGCCACUGUGAUGUUUUAUGCCGAGAAGGGCUCCUCUGCCAGCAAGUUCACGAGCAUCCCUGCCUCUUUUUGGUACACCAUUGUCACCAUGACCACCCUAGGAUAUGGAGAUAUGGUGCCCAAGACAAUUGCAGGGAAGAUUUUUGGCUCCAUCUGCUCCCUGAGUGGUGUCCUGGUCAUUGCCCUGCCGGUCCCUGUGAUCGUUUCCAACUUCAGCCGGAUUUACCACCAGAAUCAGAGAGCCGAUAAACGCAGGGCACAAAAGAAGGCCCGCCUUGCCAGGAUCCGUGUGGCCAAGACAGGCAGCUCCAACGCCUACCUGCACAGCAAGCGCAACGGACUCCUCACGGAGGCCAUGGAGCUGAUGGGCACCCCAGAGGAGGGGCACGUGGGCAAGAGCACGUCACUCGCCGAGAGCCAGCACCACCACCUGCUGCACUGUCUAGAGAAAACCACUGGGUUGUCCUAUCUUGUGGAUGAUCCCCUGUUAUCUGUACGAACCUCCACCAUCAAGAACCACGAGUUCAUAGAUGAGCAGAUGUUUGAGCAGAACUGCAUGGAGAGCUCGAUGCAGAACUACCCGUCCACAAGAAGUCCCUCACUGUCUAGUCACCCGGGCCUCACUACCACCUGCUGCUCCCGUCGUAGUAAGAAGACCACGCACCUGCCCAACUCCAACCUGCCAGCCACUCGCCUGCGCAGCAUGCAAGAGCUCAGCACGAUCCACAUCCAGGGCAGUGAGCAGCCCUCCCUCACUACCAGUCGCUCCAGCCUUAAUUUGAAAGCAGACGACGGACUGAGACCAAACUGCAAAACAUCCCAGAUCACCACAGCCAUCAUCAGCAUCCCCACCCCCCCAGCGCGAACCCCAGAGGGGGAAAGUCGGCCACCCCCUGCCAGCCCCGGCCCCAACACGAACAUUCCUUCCGUAGCCAGCAAUGUCGUCAAGGUCUCCGCCUUGUAAAACCACUGGACAGAGGGCCCGUGCAGGGAGUGGGAGUGAAGGGGGCUGGCGUGUGGGUGG
Messenger RNA from Neomonachus schauinslandi (Hawaiian monk seal), 2046 nucleotides. It is a transcript of the gene KCND3, whose product is annotated as potassium voltage-gated channel subfamily D member 3. Gene Ontology annotation, cellular component: neuronal cell body; voltage-gated potassium channel complex; membrane. Gene Ontology annotation, molecular function: A-type (transient outward) potassium channel activity; protein binding. The transcript is spliced from 7 exons. Gene Ontology annotation, biological process: potassium ion export across plasma membrane; protein homooligomerization. The record is from RefSeq and is a predicted model, not a curated record. The coding region runs from base 19 to 1986 and encodes 655 amino acids. Lineage: Eukaryota; Metazoa; Chordata; Mammalia; Carnivora; Phocidae.